UGCUCUAAAUAUUUUUUGGUGUCUCAUAAAAAUGUUUUCUUCUCUUCGCGGAUGUAGUCUGCGAAUUUUGUGCAAUUUCGCUACUUUGUGUCGCACUAGCACCCAAAAACCGUCUAAAAAUUGACUCUCUCGUGUACAAUGUGUAGUCUCUGUGUGAAAUAUUAGUUGCAGCGGGUGGAGAAAGUGCUGAAAAAAGGAAAGGAAUUUGGGGUUGGUGAAGAAUUUGUGUGCCGUGAUAGUUUUUUCCCUGCAAAUGCAAAGAGAAAUUUCCAAAAUGGCGGUAGUUCGCAAAAAGACCGACGACAAGAAUUUGAAGAUUUUGCGGGAGAUUGUGUCCCUUGGGGGCAAUCGGCAGUGCUUCGAUUGCGGCCAGAGGGGCCCCACGUACGUCAACAUGACCAUUGGUUCAUUCGUGUGCACCAAAUGCUCAGGAAUGCUACGAGGAAUAACACCACCGCAUCGUGUCAAGUCAAUCUCAAUGGCAACAUUCACGCCGGAUGAAAUUGAAUUCAUUCGUAGUCACGGGAAUGAUGAGUGCGCCAAGACAUGGCUGGGCCUGUGGGAUCCCAAGAGGACUAGGCCGCACGACCAGCGAGAAUUGAUGAUUGACAAAUACGAGAGAAAGAGAUACUACUUGGAGCCGGCGAGUCCGCUGAAAUCACUCCCGUCGUCCCAACAAUUGGCACCACAAUGUGCAACUUCCUCGUCAGCGUGUACAUCAUCGUCAUCGACGACGACAACGAACAGCGUGACGCUGGAUAAUGUUGCCGUCUUGAAAUCAAUCACACUAACGCCCCCGCAAUCAUUGCGUUUGCACAAUAAUAAAAAUCAGCGAUCGACAGGGAAUGCCACAGUGAAAUUUCAACAUCAGUUCACGCCAGAUAGUGAGACGAGUUUAUUUAACUUGGGCAAUAGUCAAACUAGGUUAAAUAUUAAUAACAAUAAUAACAUCAGUGGCGGUGGACAUCAAAACGGCCUCACGGGCAGCAGUAGCAAUCUCAGUGGGAAUAUUAAUAAUAAUAAAUUUACACCGGACACGGAUUUUGUGGCUGAUUUUGGUUCAGCCAAUAUUUUCAAUGCAACACAAACAUCGAAUGCAACGAUGGUGAAUACGUCCAAGAGUCCAAGUAAUGGUAAAAUUGCCAAUGGAACCAACAAUUCAUCAUCAUCAUCAUCUGGUCAACAACAGCAGGUGAAUAGGAAUUGUGGAGUCAAUGAGAAUUUUGCCGAUUUCGAACACAAUACCAUUUACAAUUCAGCAGCCUACCAAACACCACCACCACCACCACCAUCAUCAUUGAGUACACAGUGGAACUUCUGGCAGCAGUUCCAAUGGCCCCUACAGCCUCCGGAACAGAAUCGAUGGAGUCUUCCAAUGUCUCUAAGCUCGAGCAAUAGUAUGAAUUCAUCGAGUGGAGGUUUUACGUCCAAUUCAUCGCUCAAUUCAACACCGUCCGCCGAUCGGUAUGCCGCCCUUAAGGACCUCGAUGAGCAAUUGCGUGAGACAAAGGAGCGCGAGGCACCGUCGACAUUUGUCUUGGGCACAAGCCCCAAUCCAUUUAAGAAUCCUUUCCAAGUUAGUGCUGGUGGUGGGGCAGCCACGUGGACGACACAGACGGAGGGAACAGCAUUCACAGCAACGCCCCAAAUGACACAGGCUUAUGCCACAAAUGGUUUCACCAAUGGCUACGGGAAGGCUCCAGAGGUGCCACAGCACUACAACAAUGGCUCCACCAACUUCUCAUUCAACCCUUUCGCGACAACAUCCACCCAUUCAACUAAUCCAUUUUUAUGAACUCAAAGGCCAUCAGGAGGUCCUGCGCUCAUGCGGAGGAACAAUGGACAAUUUUUUUUAUUCACAAACACAAAAAAACGUCUACUUUCGACAAUUCUCUCUUUGUUUUUUUUUUAUUAUUAUCAAUUAAAAAUGAUAUAUAAAAUUAGGUAUUCAUUUUAUUUGUGUUAGAACGCGCGCGCGGGAUGAUUGCAUUAAGCAUCACACACACAGAGAGGGAAAAAAAGAGCAAAAUUCAUUUAUCUUGCACAUACGCUGUCAUUUUUAAUAAUCCUACUGUGGGAAACACACAAAAAAAACUCAUUGAAGGUGGUUUUAGGGGGUGGAGUGAGUAGGAAAAAAAUGUGAGAAAGAAAGAAAUAUUCAGUGAAUAUUUUUGCAAGUAAAAAAAAAUAAAUAAAUUUAUGAAUCCUUCCGCCUAAAGGAUAAAAAAAAGAAAGAUAUUACCCACGAUUCUUUUUUUUUUGAAGGAGCAAAAGUCUUUUAAGGAACUUUUAAAGUCGUGUAGAGAGAGUAAAAAAAAUGAAGAUAUUUUUAAUGAUGAAAAUCUUACUAAUUACGGAAUCAUCGUAUUUAGAUGACAUGCUCAAUUUUACUAGAAAAAAUGCAAGAAAUCGAUAGAAAAAUUUUCAAACUAAUUCCACAUUCUUCUUCAUUUUCCAGUAAGACAGAGAAAAAUAAAAAUAAAUAAACGGAGGAAUUUCACUACUUAGUAUUUCUAUAAAUAAACAAACGUAGGAAGAACCAAACUUAUUAACUACCUAUGCCCUUAUUAAAAAAAAAGAGAUAACGAUGCGCAAGGAUUGUGACGAUGAAAAACAAGUGAUUUAAAAAUUUACAAAAAAUAUAUAUUAAAUGAAAUAAAAAAAUUAUUAUUGCUUGUGGCCUUAAUGAAAAAAAAAUCACGUCGAAUGGUGGAUAAAAAUAUUUAAAAAAAAAAGUAAGAAAAGGGAAUUAUGUAGAGUGAAAUAUUGCGAUGAAAAGUUAUGAAGAAUGUUAAAUUAUUCAAUUUUCCGUCUUAGGAUUUAUGAAAAAAAUGAAAAAGAAAUAAUAAUUAUAUUAAAAGGAAAAUGAGAUGAUAAAAAAUCACCCAAAUGAUAGUAAUGACAAAGAAUGAUGACGUCAGAUGUAGGCUAUAUAUUAUUUAUAUUUGUACAUUAUACACUUUUAGCAUGUGACAGAAUUAAUGAGAAAAAAAAUAUGCGGAACAAAGUUCAUGUUAAAUGUGAACCAGUUAUUAAAAAAAAAGGAAAAUUAAGAAAAUCUCGCGAACAAAUUUUUUUUGCCAAGAUAUUUCUGUGGGGGAGAAUAAUAAAAACAAUCUGAGAAAAAACUUGCAUGGAAAAUGCUCAUCUCCCCAUUUGCCUCACAUGGAAUAUCUAUAAAAUAAAAAGAAAAAUGAUAAAAAUAAAUAAAUCCCAAGUGAUAAGGGCAAGAAGAUCAAAAAAACAAAAAAUAAUGAAGAAGAAAAAAUAUACGAUAAAUUUUACGUUGUAGAAGAGAAAGAGAGAGAAUUUAAAAACAGAUGAGAAAAAAAUAUUCCAAAGUUUUUAAAAAAUAUAUAUAUUAAAAAAUUAUAAAACCAACUACUUAGGAUUUGUAUCUCUUACCCCCCCCCCUUUCCUCCCAGUAGCUAACACAAAUUUCUCUAUGUGCCUGCUUAAUGUCCUCCCCCAACCCUUUCCUAUCCACCCCAAUUUCCCCCCUUUUUAGAAUCUCUUUAUAUAGAACAAAAAAGUGAACCAAUUAAUUUGUACAUUUGUUUUGUUAAUCAUUUAUUAUUUUUUUUAAUAUAGAGAAAAAAUGAUUA
Messenger RNA from Lutzomyia longipalpis, 3605 nucleotides. It is a transcript of the gene drongo, whose product is annotated as arf-GAP domain and FG repeat-containing protein 1. The coding region runs from base 254 to 1795 and encodes 513 amino acids. Gene Ontology annotation, molecular function: GTPase activator activity. The transcript has 6 exons. The record is from RefSeq and is a predicted model, not a curated record. NCBI's taxonomy places the organism in Eukaryota, Metazoa, Arthropoda, Insecta, Diptera, Psychodidae.